CGGAACAGGGGCGUGGCUAACAACUGUCAUGGCGCCCUACUGGUGAACAGCUAAGCGUUAGCAAGACUCUUUGGAGAUUUUCCACAGCGGGUUUAAAGUUCGUCGUAUUUUUAGGAACACUUGAAUGUAAAAGAUAAACAACAUGGGGACCGUUCACGCAAGAAGUUUGGACCCUCUCCCGAUGAAGGGGCCUGAGCUGGGGGUUCAAGCAGAUGACCUGGAUGUUGGAGAUGCAGAGUACGAGCCUCAGCAGGAAGUUCUGGAAAACAAAGACGUUGUAGUUCAGCGUGUACAUAUAGACGGGCUUGGAAGGACUAAGGAGGACUUCCUGACAUACGAAAUUGCAGAUGUCUUCAGAGCCAAGAACUUGAUCGAUGUGAUGAAGAAGAGCCACGAUGCCCGACAGAGACUGCUGCGUCUGGGAAUAUUCAGACAAGUGGAGGUCAUCAUUGAUACUUCACACGGUGAGGACGCACUGCCUAAUGGACUGGACAUCACGUUCGAUGUGAAGGAGUUCAGGAGACUAACUGGAAGCUAUAACACCAUGGUGGGAAACAAUGAGGGAAGCAUGGUGCUGGGUUUGAAACUGCCCAAUGUUUUUGGCCGUGCUGAGAAGCUCACUUUCCAGUUCUCCUAUGGCACUAAGGAAACAUCCUAUGGCCUCUCUUUCUUCAAGCCUCAAGCUGGACGCUUUGAGCGCAAUUUUUCUGUCAACCUCUACAAAGUCACAGGGCAGUUCCCAUGGAGUUCACUGAGAGAGACUGAUAGAGGAAUCUCCACAGAAUUCAGUUUUCCUAUCUGGAAGACGAACCACACGCUGAAGUGGGAGGGAGUUUGGAGGGAGCUCGGCUGUCUGGCACGCACCGCCUCCUUUGCCGUCAGAGAGGAAAGCGGUCACUCGCUCAAGUCCUCGCUCUCCCAUGCAAUGGUUAUUGACACACGCAACUCCCCCAUCCUACCUAAGAAAGGUGCCUUACUAAAGAUCAACCAGGAGUUGGCGGGAUAUACAGGCGGAGAUGCCAGAUUCCUGAAGGAGGACUUUGAAAUUCAGCUCAAUAGACGACUCUUCUGGGAUUCGGUCCUCUCAGCCUCUCUGUGGGGGGGUCUGCUGCUCCCCUUCGGAGACAAACCCACAUCAAUAGCUGACAGGUUUUAUCUGGGAGGCCCGACCAGUGUGCGAGGUUUCAGCAUGUACAGCAUCGGACCACAGAGCGAAGGUGAUUACCUGGGUGGAGAGGUGUACUGGGCAGGUGGACUCCACCUGUACACUCCUCUGCCAUUCAGGCCAGGUCGUGGAGGAUUUGGGGACCUUUUCAGAACGCACUUUUUUCUCAAUGCCGGAAACUUGUGCAACCUCAAUUACGGCGAAGGGCCUCGAGCGCACCUGAGUCGACUGGCCGAGUGUGUCCGCUGGUCGUACGGAGCAGGCAUCGUGCUACGCCUGGGGAACAUCGCUCGACUUGAGCUCAAUUACUGCAUUCCCAUGGGAGUCCAGAGCGGAGACAGGAUAUGUGAUGGAGUGCAGUUUGGAGCAGGCAUUCGCUUCCUGUAACGCCUGGGAUGAAAAGAAGAGGAUUUUCUGUGCAGAUGAAAUCUGUAGGAAACUUCUGUGUGGAGUGAGAAGCAUUGUGGUUCGAUAUGUUUGUAUUGUAAAGGCAGAAGUUUCAAACCAAAUAGAAAUGCAAAGAAAAUAUCUAAAAACUCUCACCUGUAGGGAAAAGGAUUCGUCAUAUUUAUUUGUCUGACUGACAAAAAAGGGAAUAAAAAUGCUCCUCCAUGUAUAAA
Hemibagrus wyckioides is the source of this 1785-nucleotide messenger RNA. RefSeq names its product SAMM50 sorting and assembly machinery component (gene samm50). NCBI's taxonomy places the organism in Eukaryota, Metazoa, Chordata, Actinopteri, Siluriformes, Bagridae. Gene Ontology annotation, cellular component: outer membrane; SAM complex. The record is from RefSeq and is a predicted model, not a curated record. The transcript is spliced from 15 exons. Gene Ontology annotation, biological process: protein insertion into mitochondrial outer membrane; mitochondrial respiratory chain complex assembly. The coding region runs from base 143 to 1552 and encodes 469 amino acids.